UGAUUGGGCCGGAGGUCACGUGGCGUCUCUCCUUGAAAUUAACGACACAGCGCUGGAGCUCAAGGAGAGUCGGCUUGGCCUUCGGUCGGUGAGGAGAGCGCCGCCGUUGCUGUCGUCAUGCCCCGGGGCAGCCGAAGUGUCGGAGCCCGGACUCCGGCCAGCAGUCCAGCUCCAUCUCAUGCCCACCCACCAGCUCAUCCUCCCCCAUCUGCGGUGGCUACCCCAGGUCAGCCCCAGCAGCCUGGAUUGAUGGCCCAAAUGGCUACUACUGCAGCAGGAGUGGCUGUUGGCUCUGCUGUGGGGCAUGUGGUUGGCAGCGCUCUGACUGGGGCAUUUAGUGGAAGCUCAGAGCCAGCAAAACCAGCUAGCAGCCCAGCUCAGGAGCCUAGGCAGCAGCCAGCCUAUCAGCAACCCCAGUAUGGACCCUGCCACUAUGAGAUGAAGCAAUUCCUUGACUGUGCUACAAACCAGAGUGACUUGACCCUGUGUGAGGGCUUUAAUGAGGCCCUGAAGCAGUGCAAGUAUAGUAAUGGUGUUGCUUCCCUCUUGUGAAGACAAUUUCGUACCAAUGCACUAAGAUCAGAAGAAUGUGGAAAGGAGCCAUAAACUUGAAAAGAUUGGAAGGGCAAGUGACCAGUGGAUGAGAAAGGAUCUGACCAGCUUGAUCAAAUCUUUUUAGUGCUAUUCUCAGCUGUAGGUAUUAAGGGAGGAGACCUCAGGUCGAAAUCCCUAGUCACGGAGCUCUUAGGAUCCAGAUCUCAACUGACCUCUUACAGAGUAAUGUAAAAUAAAAGGAGAUGGUUUAUUUUAAUCUA
Messenger RNA from Sceloporus undulatus (fence lizard), 815 nucleotides. RefSeq names its product coiled-coil-helix-coiled-coil-helix domain containing 10 (gene CHCHD10). The coding region runs from base 118 to 552 and encodes 144 amino acids. NCBI's taxonomy places the organism in Eukaryota, Metazoa, Chordata, Lepidosauria, Squamata, Phrynosomatidae. Gene Ontology annotation, biological process: mitochondrion organization. The transcript has 4 exons. Gene Ontology annotation, cellular component: nucleus; mitochondrion. The record is from RefSeq and is a predicted model, not a curated record.